CCGCCGUGACGCUGCACAUCGCACCCGGCACCGCCACCGGGGCCCGCGGCCAUGGCGGGCGUGAAGGUGAUCGCCAACGACACCGAGUUCCAGCCCGAGCUGAGCGCCGCCGGCUCCCGCCUGGCCGUGGUGAAGUUCACCAUGAGGGGGUGCGGCCCUUGCCUGCGGAUCGCACCCGCCUUCAACGCCCUGAGCAACAAAUACCCGCAGGCGACGUUCCUGGAGGUGGACGUGCACCAGUGCCAGGGCACGGCUGCCACCAACAACAUCUCAGCAACGCCCACGUUCCUGUUCUUCCGGAACAAGGUGCGCAUCGACCAGUACCAGGGAGCAGAUGCCGUGGGCCUGGAGGACAAAAUCAAACAGCACCUGGAGAACGAUCCUGGCAACAGCGAGGACACUGACAUCCCCAAAGGAUAUAUGGAUCUGCUGCCCUUCAUCAACAAGGCUGGCUGCGAGUGCCUCAACGAGAGCGACGAGCACGGCUUCGAGAACUGCCUGCGCAAGGACUCGUCCUACCUGGAGUCCGACUGCGACGAGCAGCUGCUCAUCACUGUAGCUUUUAGUCAGCCUGUCAAGCUUUACUCUAUGAAACUGCAGGGGCCAGACAAUGGGCAGGGCCCCAGGUCCAUCCCUGGCACUGUAAUUCCCAUAGCCUGUGUGUGUCCAGGGCCCCAAAUCCAUCCCUGGCACUGUAAUUCCCAUUGCCUGUGUGUGUCCAGGGCCCCAAAUCCAUCCCUGGCACUGUAAUUCCCAUUGCCUGUGUGUGUCCAGGGCCCCAAGUCCAUCCCUGGCACUGUAAUUCCCAUUGCCUGUGUGUGUCCAGGGCCCCAAGUCCAUCCCUGGCACUGUAAUUCCCAUUGCCUGUGUGUGUCCAGGGCCCCAAGUCCAUCCCUGGCACUGUAGUUCCCAUUGCCUGUGUGUGUCCAGGGCCCCAAAUCCAUCCCUGGCACUGUAAUUCCCAUAGCCUGUGUGUGUCCAGGGCAGGGCCCCAGGUCCAUCCCUGGCACUGUAAUUCCCAUUCCCUGUGUGUCCAGGGCCCCAAAUCCAUCCCUGGCACUGUAAUUCCCAUUCCCUGUGUGUGUCCAGGGCCCCAAAUCCAUCCCUGGCACUGUAAUUCCCAUUCCCUGUGUGUCCAGGGCAGGGCCCCAGGUCCAUCCCUGGCACUGUAAUUCCCAUUCCCUGUGUGUCCAGGGCCCCAAGUCCAUCCCUGGCACUGUAAUUCCCAUUCCCUGUGUGUGUCCAGGGCCCCAAGUCCAUCCCUGGCACUGUAAUUCCCAUAGCCUGUGUGUGUCCAGGGCCCCAAGUCCAUCCCUGGC
Melospiza melodia melodia is the source of this 1319-nucleotide messenger RNA. RefSeq names its product thioredoxin like 1 (gene TXNL1). Gene Ontology annotation, cellular component: cytosol. Gene Ontology annotation, molecular function: protein-disulfide reductase activity. Lineage: Eukaryota; Metazoa; Chordata; Aves; Passeriformes; Passerellidae. The transcript is spliced from 6 exons. Bases 52 to 750 code for a protein of 232 amino acids. The record is from RefSeq and is a predicted model, not a curated record.